CGCCAGCGCCCAAGACUGGCGCCAUGCUAUAUAAACACAGACGCACGUUUAGCCGCCCACACUGUCCUCGUUCACCGAAUCCUCGACGUCGGCCCGGAGGGAAAAUCCGAAACAAUGCGUGAGUGUAUUUCCAUGCAUGUUGGCCAAGCUGGAGCCCAGAUGGGCAAUGCCUGCUGGGAGUUGUACUGCCUGGAGCAUGGGAUCCAGCCAGAUGGUCAGAUGCCCAGUGACAAAACCAUAGGUGGAGGAGACGACUCUUUCAACACUUUCUUCAGUGAGACAGGGGCUGGCAAGCAUGUUCCCCGAGCUGUCUUUGUAGACCUGGAGCCCACUGUCAUUGAUGAGGUGCGCACAGGAACCUACCGCCAGCUCUUCCACCCAGAACAGCUAAUCACAGGGAAGGAAGAUGCUGCCAACAAUUAUGCCCGUGGUCACUACACUAUUGGCAAAGAGAUCAUUGACCUUGUGCUGGACCGUACCCGCAAACUGGCUGACCAGUGCACUGGGCUUCAGGGCUUCUUGAUCUUCCACAGUUUUGGUGGAGGCACUGGCUCUGGCUUCACCUCUCUGCUGAUGGAACGUCUGUCAGUCGAUUAUGGAAAGAAGUCCAAGCUGGAGUUUGCGGUGUACCCAGCACCUCAGGUUUCCACAGCAGUGGUGGAGCCUUACAACUCCAUCCUGACCACCCACACGACCCUGGAGCACUCCGACUGUGCUUUCAUGGUGGACAAUGAAGCCAUCUACGACAUCUGCCGUAGGAACCUCGAUAUUGAGCGUCCCACAUACACCAACCUCAACAGGCUCAUUGGUCAGAUCGUUUCCUCCAUCACAGCCUCCCUGCGCUUCGAUGGAGCCCUGAAUGUAGAUCUGACUGAGUUCCAGACCAACCUGGUGCCUUACCCUCGCAUUCACUUCCCUCUGGCUACCUAUGCCCCUGUGAUAUCUGCAGAAAAGGCAUACCAUGAGCAACUCUCUGUUGCUGACAUCACCAAUGCCUGCUUUGAACCAGCCAAUCAGAUGGUGAAGUGUGAUCCCCGCCAUGGAAAGUACAUGGCCUGCUGUCUCCUCUACCGUGGUGAUGUUGUGCCUAAAGAUGUUAACUCUGCCAUUGCUACCAUCAAGACCAAGCGUACCAUCCAGUUUGUGGACUGGUGUCCUACUGGCUUCAAGGUGGGUAUCAACUAUCAGCCCCCCACUGUUGUUCCUGGAGGAGACCUGGCCAAGGUGCAAAGGGCAGUGUGCAUGCUGAGCAACACCACAGCCAUUGCUGAAGCUUGGGCUCGUCUGGACCACAAGUUUGACCUGAUGUAUGCCAAGAGAGCCUUUGUCCAUUGGUAUGUCGGAGAGGGCAUGGAGGAGGGAGAGUUCUCAGAAGCCAGAGAAGACAUGGCUGCUCUGGAGAAAGAUUAUGAAGAAGUGGGCACAGACAGCGUUGGAGAUGAGGAGGAGGAGGGAGAAGAAUACUAAUGGCCAGAAUGGGAUUACUCUACUUCAUCAAGAGAAGACGACCAGAUAACCGCACAUUAUAUUUGCUGCAAGAAAAUGAAAUUGCUCAAAAUAUGAAUCAUUCCAUUUAAGUGCACAGUUCACCAGUUUAGUCUUAUCAUUCAUUUUAAAUAAAAGAAUAAAUCUGGC
Messenger RNA from Pygocentrus nattereri (red-bellied piranha), 1635 nucleotides. Its product is annotated as tubulin alpha chain. The coding region runs from base 115 to 1467 and encodes 450 amino acids. Lineage: Eukaryota; Metazoa; Chordata; Actinopteri; Characiformes; Serrasalmidae. The record is from RefSeq and is a predicted model, not a curated record. The transcript is spliced from 4 exons. Gene Ontology annotation, cellular component: microtubule; cytoplasm. Gene Ontology annotation, molecular function: structural constituent of cytoskeleton; GTP binding. Gene Ontology annotation, biological process: microtubule cytoskeleton organization; mitotic cell cycle.